AUGACAAAUAUUUUUGAAAAUAUUUUUAAAAUCCAUCCAUUUUCUAAAAAUUUUCACGGCGAGGAUCUAUAUAUUGAUGGAUCAUAUAAUUUUCCAACCGAUAUAUGUUGUAAAAUUGAAGAACAACAAUUUCCAAAGGAUAAUAUUUUUUUGGAAAUAAAAGAAGAAGAAAAAGAAGAAAUAAAUAAUAAUUUAAAUUAUUAUUUUAAGUCAAUGGAAGUGCGACCAAGUGAUAAAGAAUUUUUCAACUAUGAUUGGUUUAGUUUUUUUAAUGAAAAUUCUUUAAACUUAUCCAUAAUUUUUAAUGGAAAAAAAAAAGAAAAAAAUGAAGAUGGUGGUGAUGGUAGUGGUGGUAGCGUUAGUGUUAGUGUUAGUGUUAGUGAUGAAGAUGAUGAAAAUAAUAAAAUACUAUUAAGUAAAACCGUUAAAAAAUCUAAAAAAUCAGGUAAAUUUAAAACUAUAAAUUUUACAGCUGAUAUUUUUAAAUUAAAACAAAAUGAAGCCGCCAAAUCAUUAAAUAUAUCAACUUCUUGUAUAAAUAGAUUAUUAAAAGAAGAAAUCACUAGAAUCCCUUCCUUGCGUGAAAUAUAUUUUAAACCUGGAAAACGUCGUAUUAUUUGGCCACAUAGAAAUUGCUCCAAAUCUCCACUAGUUCAAUAUGCUAUAAAAAAUAAUGGAAUUUGUAUAAAAUAUAGAAAAUAUAAAAAAGGAAAUUAA
Dictyostelium discoideum AX4 is the source of this 717-nucleotide messenger RNA. RefSeq lists its product as hypothetical. Lineage: Eukaryota; Evosea; Eumycetozoa; Dictyosteliales; Dictyosteliaceae. The transcript has a single exon. Bases 1 to 717 code for a protein of 238 amino acids. The record is from RefSeq and is a predicted model, not a curated record.